Messenger RNA from Papilio xuthus (Asian swallowtail), 1874 nucleotides. RefSeq names its product arrestin homolog. NCBI's taxonomy places the organism in Eukaryota, Metazoa, Arthropoda, Insecta, Lepidoptera, Papilionidae. The coding region runs from base 109 to 1653 and encodes 514 amino acids. The record is from RefSeq and is a predicted model, not a curated record. Gene Ontology annotation, molecular function: G protein-coupled receptor binding. The transcript is spliced from 10 exons. Gene Ontology annotation, cellular component: cytoplasm. Gene Ontology annotation, biological process: signal transduction; G protein-coupled receptor internalization.
UUUGGCUAUAAAAUAAAAACUAUUUAAAAGUGAUUUAGUUUUUGUGAAGUGAAUAAUUGUAAGCUGUUAGAAGAUUUUUUUUUCAGGUAAACGGAAAAUUAACUCAAUAUGACGACUGACAACGCACUUAAUUCUCAACGAGUGUUUAAAAAAUCAUCACCAAAUAAUAAAUUAACGCUGUAUUUGGCUUCCCGCGAUUUGGUCGUGGAGAAUGGUUAUAUUGACAAGAUCCAAGGAGUUUUGCACGUGGAGCCUGAGUGUUUGGAAAACAAGAAAUUGUUCGGACAAGUCACGUUAACCUUUCGCUAUGGCAGAGAAGAUGAAGAAGUGAUGGGACUAAAGUUCUGCAAUGAAGCCAUAAUGAGCAUGGUUCAAAUCUGGCCGAUACGUUGCAGUCACGACAGAGAACCGAAUUCUCCGCUACAAGAGGCGUUGAUAAAACGUUUGGGAGCGAAUGCGUUCCCAUUCCAUUUGGAACUGACGCCACUGGCGCCACCUAGCGUGCAGCUGGUGCCAGCAAAACAGUACCACGGUGCGCCUAUAGGCACCUCAUACGAUGUACGAGCAUAUUUAGCCGAGAGAGCAGAUGAGAAGAUAUCCAGGCGUAGUACGGUGCGUAUGGGCAUCCGAGUGCUGCAGGGGCCGGGACGCGUUCCCCCCGCUGUCCUGCCCCACUCCCCGCACCACAACACGCUCAGCGCAUUGGCACAUCAUAAUGUACUCAGACUUAAAAAUAAAACAAAAAUGGAAUCAGAUGAAAAUUCACGAGGAAGAAAAAAAGAAAUCGAGAGCUUGGAACAGGCGGCGCCGCGGGCGACUGUUGAAAAGCCGUUUUUAUUAUCUGAUGGCAGGGUGGAGCUCGAGGGAUGGUUAGAUAAAGCAACUUAUUCUCACGGUGAAUCUAUACACGUUACUAUCGUUGUGUCCAAUCAUUCAUCGAAAACUGUGAGACGGAUCAAGGUUCUUGCUAUUCAACACGUGGAUGUGUGCAUGUUUUCGAAUGGGAAAUUCAAAAAUGUCGUAGCCUUAGUCAAAGGACCAGAUACUCCUGUUGCGCCUGGUGAAAUAUUCACAGACAGUUACAAUAUAACACCGCAUAGAGGUGUAACUAAAAACUGGAUUGCUCUCGAAGAUUCUUAUUCGAAAUCAGGUGCAAGCCUCGCAUCUACAGUAUUAUGCAACUCAGACUCACCUGACGAUCGCAAUGUGUUUGCUAUUUAUGUCUCCUAUUAUGUGAAAGUCAAAUUGACUUUUAGCGCCAUGGGAGGAGAUCUAUCUCUUAAACUUCCUUUCACAUUAACUCACUCAUGCAUAAACGAAGCACCAACAGACAGUGUUAUAGAGGAAGCUACUCAUAAAAUGAUAUUAGAAGGAAAAGAAAAUAGCGACGAAGAAGAGAGCAAAGCUGAAACAGAAAAUGAUAAACAAAAUAAUAACGGACAUGAUGGUGUUAAACAAGAAACAGCAUUCGGUGAUGAUGGAGAAAUUAAAUCACCAGAAGAUCAUAAAUGUAUAGCCGAUGUUCUAGUCAAUAUUGAAAAUAAAAUAACUGAUAGACCAAAGAAAUUUGAAGGACAAAAUGUUGUUCGGAAUGUUAAACCGAAUGAGGAGGAAUUGGAUUUGAUCGUGAAGUAUCCUUGUUCGGACACGUGAUCCGACGAUGUUAAUAUAAAACAAGUUAACAAGACUGAUCAAUCGAACGAAGUGAAAGCACCGGAUAUUAUAAAACAAUUUAAAAUUGACGACCAAGUGCAUAAAUCUGGGUUUGCUGAGAAUCUGAAAAGAGCCGUUUGCUGUAUCGACCGUCGACGACAGUCAUAAUGUUAAUUGGAGUUUAAUUUUAAUCCUUGUAAAUCUGGAUACUUUAAAUGACA